GCUUUCGACCUGGACGGUUAGUACGCACUGAACAGUGCGACUCGAAAAGCUCCGCGCGACACGCGCGACAGAGAUCGAAGGAGAGCGGAUCGAGCUUCGAGGUGUACGUUGAUCGAAGUUGCAAAAUCGCGCGGGACCUUUCGUCGAGGGAGCGUAGCAUGAGGAAUUGUCGGGGUUUCCCAAAAAAUAUACACAACGUUCACGAGUCUGUGUCGAACGUAACGAUGUGACCGUUAGACUUUCUCAGUUCGUCUCGUCUCGUCUGGUCUCGUACAAGCGAUUGUGUUAUCACACAUACAGCGUCGUAGUCGCCGCAUUUUAUGCAUGCGGAUAUUGUUGUGGUGGUGAUUAAGAGGGCGUGGAUCCGAAAAAGCGGAGAGCACGUGUGAAGAGUAAGAGACAAUGGCUUCGACGGGGGAAGCAUAUUUGGAAGCCAUGGAGCCUAUCGAGAGAGGAAACGCGGGAUUCUGCAAACUGCUGUUAAGGUUCCUAGCUAUUUACUGGCGAUCCAUUAUCGUGAUGGUAUGGCCAGUGAUUCUGAUCCCGAUACUGAUAGUCGAGUAUGAGAAUCCCCUCGCCAUGCGAUGUUUAUACGUCGUCGCGCUGAUGGCGAUGUUCUGGGUGACAGAAGUUCUACCGUUACCCAUCACGGGUCUGAUUCCGGUGGUCCUGUAUCCACUGAUGGGUAUUAUGUCCACCAGCGAGACUUGUCUGUGUUACAUGAACGAUACCACGAUGAUGUUCCUGGGGAGUCUGGUAAUAGCGGUGGUCAUCGAGAAUUCCGGUCUGCACAUGCGGGUGGCAUUGCUCAUUAUCAAGACUAUAGGCUGCAGUCAUCGGAGGUUAACUUUAGGCUUAUUUUUCGUAACAAUGUUCAUCUCAAUGUGGAUCUCCAACACCGCCGCUACGGCCAUGAUGAUACCCAUAAUGGAAACUGUCCUCAUGGAGCUUCAAGCACAAGGACUCGGGAACAUGUUCAUUCCAGAUGAAAAUGUAACAGACGAGGAGAACUGCGAAACGUCUAAAAAGCCAACACAUACUACUAUGGUGUAUUAUCUCGUCGCAACUUAUGCGUCUAGCCUCGGUGGUAUCGGUACUAUAGUCGGAUCUGGGACCAAUCUGACGUUGAAAGGCUUUCUUGAGAAACGCUUUCCUGAGAGCCCUGGUAUAAAUUUCGCUUCUUGGAUGCUCUAUGCGGUACCACCUAUGUUGCUGAUGGGCCUUUUCACGUGGUUGUGGCUGCAAGUGAUGUACAUGGGUCUCUUUAGACCGAAGAGCAAAGAUGCUCGCGCUAUAGAUAUUGGGAAACAGGGUGAACGAGUUGCAGCGGCUGUAAUCGAGAAGAAAUACAAAGAACUCGGAUCGAUCACAUGGCACGAGUCUGCCGUGGGUGUUCUAUUUGUCAUUGUAGUCAUUCUAUGGUUCUUCAGGAGCCCUGGAUUCAUGGACGGUUGGCCUACUUACAUCACGAAAUUGAGCGUCAAGGACUCGACGGCAGCCGUGUUCGUAACGAUAGUAUUUUUCAUUCUUCCGGCAAAGUUAGACUUUUUACAUGCGUUCGACAAGGACCCUACUCAACGGCCUACCCAACCAUCUCCUGGUCUCAUAACUUGGAAAACAAUACAUCAGAAGAUGCAUUGGAGUUUAAUAAUGGUGUUGGGCGGUGGGUUUGCUAUCUCAGCUGGCAGCACCUCCUCAGGACUAUCAGAGAUGCUUGGUCAGUCCUUGUCGGGUUUGCAGAAGAUUAAUGUGGUGGCGAUAUUAGUAAUUGUUUGUUUAUUCGCCGAGACUGUGACGGAAUUAACUGCCAAUGUGGCUGUAGCAAACAUCAUAUUGCCAGUAUUAGCGGAAAUGUGUGUGGCAAUCAAGAUACAUCCCUUGUAUCUAAUGCUGCCAGCGUCUCUCUGUUGCUCGUUUUCGUUUCAUCUGCCAGUCGGUACUCCACCGAACGCAAUUGCCUGUGCCGCCGGACAUAUAAGGACGAAGGAUUUCAUGUUCGCUGGCAUUGGACCCAGCAUUGUCACGCUCAUCGUCACUGUGGCGACAUUCCCCACAUGGGGCACAUAUGUAUUUAACCUAUCGCAGUUUCCCGAGUGGGCGGUAUAAUGCGAUAAUACACGCCAUAGUUUCAUGUUCUAUUUAUUUUUGUUCCAUUGAUGUAAACAUAACUAAAGCAACGACAAAUAUUUGUGUAUAAAUACACAUAAACAUUUUCAUCUUGCCUAAUAUGUUAAUUUUCUUCUUACAAA
Harpegnathos saltator (Jerdon's jumping ant) is the source of this 2249-nucleotide messenger RNA. RefSeq names its product protein I'm not dead yet. Gene Ontology annotation, biological process: transmembrane transport; citrate transport; succinate transport. Lineage: Eukaryota; Metazoa; Arthropoda; Insecta; Hymenoptera; Formicidae. The record is from RefSeq and is a predicted model, not a curated record. Gene Ontology annotation, molecular function: succinate transmembrane transporter activity; citrate transmembrane transporter activity. The transcript is spliced from 10 exons. The coding region runs from base 403 to 2106 and encodes 567 amino acids. Gene Ontology annotation, cellular component: plasma membrane.